Messenger RNA from Bombus impatiens (common eastern bumble bee), 959 nucleotides. RefSeq lists its product as uncharacterized. The record is from RefSeq and is a predicted model, not a curated record. Bases 278 to 652 code for a protein of 124 amino acids. The transcript has 2 exons. NCBI's taxonomy places the organism in Eukaryota, Metazoa, Arthropoda, Insecta, Hymenoptera, Apidae.
UAAAUUCUAAAAAUUAAUCGUCUACUCGGUUUGAAGAGUGAAGUGAAAACCCGCGACAACUGGAUAUUCGAUAAAACAUUUUUAUGGAGAAAAUCAAGCGGACGAUCAAAGUAUAUGUGUUGGAAGGAGACGAGUUGGUUUACGGACUGGUUUUCUGGUUUUAUAGUGGAAAAAUAUUGAUAGUUGGUGUUUCGUAUUAGCAAUUGUACGGUGGUUCGAGGAUCGAGCAUGAGUUUGACGGUGGUCCAACUGCUAAUCGGUUUGUAGGUGAAGGACCAUGGCGAACGCUGGUCGAUGGAGCAACACGUCCGUGGAAAAGGCAGAGUUGCGAGGUAUCGAUGGCUGUAAGCUUUUCCCUCGUAUCUUGGAGCGGAGUCGGCAGAAAUCAAAAUUCGGAGAACGAGUUUCUGGACGAAUGGAACUCGAUACAGAGAGCGAAGUUAAUUUCCUGAAAUUCAACGACAACAAUUGGUCAUUUUCAAGGAUAGAAAUGUUGCGAUUUGUAGGAAAAAUUGUCGUUCAGGACCGACUAAUUAUUUCAUUGGUAGAUUUUUCGGUCCAAAUGAUUAAUAAAGUUAAAAAAAAUCACUCGGAUGUCAGAAGACGCAUCCCUGUUCAAAUUAGACUUUCACGUACAUCACGAGUAAAAUAAAUAAUAUCUUCUUGGUCUGUGCAUUGAACGUGUGCUCGGCCUUCGCGUUUUUGUAACAUCGGUAGCCUCAGCGGCUCGUCUCUGGCCCAUUUUAUUUUCGAGAAGCAGCUUCAAGGCCGCAUCUCAUCACCAUUUUCCUUUUUCCUGCUUUGAAAUUUCGGAUGUCUUUCUGAAAAAGUAGAACAAACGUCUUCUCAUUUAACUUCUGUUGCAAACUGAUCCAACUUACAGAUGAAAAAACAUAUUUCGUUUGCGCUGAUCCGAUUGUUUGGUACUGAACGACAGUUGGAUAGUCGGUACUGUACGA